ACCUGGGACUUCAGCAGGAACGGCCAAAGCAGGAUGAAGCUUUCCAUUGGCAUCAUUUUCUGCUUCCUGGUCCUGGGCGUCAGCAGCCAGAGAUGGUCAACAUUCCUCAAGGAAGCUGGUCAAGGGGCUAAAGACAUGUGGAGAGCCUACUCUGACAUGAGAGAAGCCAAUUACAAAGAUUCGGACAAAUACUUCCAUGCUCGAGGGAACUAUGAUGCAGCCCAAAGGGGACCUGGGGGUGCCUGGGCUGCUAAAGUGAUCAGCGAUGCCAGAGAGAAUAUUCAGAGACUCACAGGCCAUGGAGCUGAGGAUUCGAAGGCUGACCAAGCUGCCAAUGAGUGGGGCCGGAGUGGCAAAGACCCCAAUCACUUCAGACCUGCCGGCCUGCCUGAUAAGUACUGAGCUUCCUCUUCACUCUGCUCUCAGGAGACCAGGAUGAGAGCCGCUAAGGGCAGCAGCAUUUGA
Cynocephalus volans (Philippine flying lemur) is the source of this 465-nucleotide messenger RNA. Its product is annotated as serum amyloid A-3 protein. Gene Ontology annotation, cellular component: extracellular region. Lineage: Eukaryota; Metazoa; Chordata; Mammalia; Dermoptera; Cynocephalidae. The record is from RefSeq and is a predicted model, not a curated record. The coding region runs from base 34 to 402 and encodes 122 amino acids. The transcript is spliced from 4 exons.